GGAAUCCCACAAUAGCAGGCGGAGAGGAUUUUUUUUUCCGAAGCGGAGCUGGGCUAGUGGUUGUUUGAAUCAAAGGGAAGCAGAGGGAAGGGAGGCUCUGUGGGGAGAUGUAAGAUGGCAGAGCUACAAAUGUUGUUAGAGGAAGAGAUUCCAGCCGGUAAAAGAGCGCUUGUGGAGAGUUACCAAAACCUUACCAGAGUAGCAGACUACUGCGAGAACAAUUAUGUCCAGGCCCAGGACAAGAGGAAAGCUCUGGAAGAGACCAAAGCCUACACCACCCAGUCCCUGGCCAGCGUGGCCUACCAGAUCAAUGCCUUAGCCAACAAUGUGCUGCAGCUGCUGGACAUCCAGGCCUCGCAGCUGCGGCGCAUGGAGUCCUCCAUCAACCACAUCUCCCAGACGGUGGACAUCCAUAAAGAGAAAGUGGCCAGGCGGGAGAUCGGGAUCCUGACCACCAACAAGAACACGUCGAGGACCCAUAAGAUCAUAGCGCCGGCUAAUAUGGAGCGGCCUGUCAGGUACAUCAGGAAGCCUGUUGACUACAAUGUAUUGGAUGACGUCGGCCAUGGUGUCAAGUGGCUAAAAGCCAAGCAACAUGGAAACAAUCAGACUAUCAGAGGAGGAACACUAUCGAGGACCAAUCCGCCCACGCAGAAGCCGCCGAGCCCUCCCAUGUCAGGGCGUGGCACGCUCGGACGCAACACAUCCUACAAGACCCUGGAGCCGGUGAAGCCUCCCACAGUGCCCAACGACUACAUGACCAGCCCCGCCCGACUGAACAACCAGCAGGGCCAGCAGAGCCCCGGACGCACGGCAUCACUCAACCAGAGGCAGCGCACACACAGUGGAAGCAGCGGGGGUAGCAGCAGCAGGGAGAACAGCGGCAGCAGUGCUAUUGGCAUUCCCAUCGCCGUGCCUACACCCUCCAUCCCCAACUCUGGACCAGUACCGCCAAUGUUCGCUCCUCCGGGGGCCCCACCCCCACCACCCCCUCCUCCUCCUCCUCCUCCUCCUCCUCCUCCUCUUCCUCCUCCCGCUCCUCCCAUGGCCGGGCUCGGCCCCCCACCACCACCACCACCUCCUCCACCUAUAGCGGUGGCCCCUGGGCCUGGUCUGGGACCCGCUCCAAUGUCCCAGUUUGGAACCAUCUCGCGGCAGAUUUCGCGGCACAACCCCUCCAACUCCUCUGUCUCUAUGGUUUCGGCCACGGGCACGUACCGCCGGGCGCCGUCGGUCACUUCCCAGUUCUCCUUGCAGCAGCAGCAGCAACUACAGCAACAACAACUACUACUACAGCAGCAGCAGCAACAACAGCAGCAACAGCCUCAUAUUAAUGGAGGCACUCAUGGCUACGGCCAGAACUCAAUGUCUAUCGCUCCUCCUCCUCCCCCCAUGCCCCAGCUGACUCCACAGAUACCUCUGACUGGCUUUGUGGCCAGGAUGCAGGAGAGCAUUGCAGAUACUCCUACUCCACCUCCCCCUCCGCCUCCAGAUGACUUGCCCCUGUUUGACGACUCUCCUCCACCUCCUCCGCCUCCUCCAGUUGAUUAUGAGGAGGAGGAUGCUGCCGUGGUGCAGUACAGUGACCCCUACGCUGAUGGAGACCCCCAGUGGGCCCCCAAGACCUACGUCGAGAAAGUGGUGGCCAUCUACGACUACAGCCAGGACAAGGACGACGAGUUGAGUUUCAUGGAGGGUUCGAUCAUUUAUGUCAUCAAGAAGAACGACGACGGCUGGUAUGAGGGCGUUGCCAACGGCACCACAGGGCUGUUCCCCGGCAACUACGUGGAGUCCAUCAUGCACUACGCCGACUGAAGCAGUAACAGUAAAGUCUAUUUAUUCAGUCACAUCAUAAUCCACUGAGAGACUGACCGCCGCAACCUUGACUCCCGAGACGCGUAGACAUAACUGUAUGAUCCCCUUUUGAUAUGACAGAAUGUUCUUUCCCUUACUGAUUGCAAAUAAAAUGAAAAGUAAUAUCUAUUUAGUUUAUUUUGGUGUUAUAUGGGUGGGGUUGGGGACAUUUAUUGAAUAUGUAAAAAAGAAAAGAAAAAAAUUGGACUGAUCACGCCCGUUGAACUCAAAGACGAUGGUCACACAGCUGAAGGAUGUACGACAUCAUCUUGCCUGGACAAAAAAAAAGGAGAUUCAGAAGUGAAUGCUUUCUGAACACGAGUAUUAGGUUUUGAUGGAACAAAUCAAAUGUAAAACACCUUCAGUGGAAGUGUUUGUACUGUCAGUUGUAUAUAUUGUGAGCUGCAGCCACUUGAGUUUCUGUAAUGUGAAUUCAGUGAAUGUCGAUUACAUGAUAGUUUUCAUUGGUGGCGCCCUCCUCGACUCAACAAGGCUCAUUGGUCAAAUAAGACAGCCGGUCAAUCAUUUACAAAUUGAAAUACUGUAUAUGGUAUUUUAAAGACAAUUACUCCUGAAAAUCUUGGCAUUAAAAGCAUGCAACAUUUUAAGAGAUAUAAUGUAAUCUUAAGUUUAUUGCUUCCAUAAUGUUGUAAAUGUAUUCACCUUUUUAAUUUUUAUUACACUGUUGAAAUCACUGAACUGUUUUUAGACUGACGUAAGUUUCAGGCAUCGGAUAUUAACAUCAAAUUGACUUUUUCAUGCAUUUUGGAUCUGUUUAAAGCAAGAGAACACAUUUCAUUGUUUGGCUUAACAAGCAUUCAAAGAUUGUCACGUCACUGUUAGUUAAUAAUAAUCCUUGUAAAAAAACCUGUAGGAUCCAUUGGUAACUGGCUAUAAUGGACUAUGAUAGACAACGGAUAAUGUGCAGUGAUUUUUAGGCUGGAAUAGAUGCAUGACACUGCCAUGACAAUUCAAAUGUAAUGCAGACCAAUAAACAACUAAUACCUCCUCAGCCUUCAAAAAGCAACAAGGACCAUGUUGAAUGCUCUGAACAUGAAAUCCUCUGAGCUCUUUGUAUUUUUAACUCUAGUAAAAAAAAAUCAGCUGUCACUCAGGUCUAACAUCAUGAUAACGUAUGUCUUUCUGUUGGCCACCAUUCUGUACGUACCAUUUAACAACAUCAGACCAUUUCAGGAUACUGCAGCUUAUGCCUUGAUAUUUUGCCCAUUUGCUUUAGGAAUUUCCAAUUUAAAAACAUGUUCUGGCUCAAUUUCAUGGGUAGAAAUAUAGAAAUCUGUCUGCCCCUCAUUUGUACAUAUAAUAUGUUGAUUGAAAUAUUAAUGUACAGUCUUUUUAUAAUAAACAAUUCUAUGUACAAGA
Gymnodraco acuticeps is the source of this 3234-nucleotide messenger RNA. RefSeq names its product abl-interactor 1a (gene abi1a). Bases 115 to 1815 code for a protein of 566 amino acids. Gene Ontology annotation, molecular function: SH3 domain binding. Gene Ontology annotation, cellular component: lamellipodium; intracellular anatomical structure. Lineage: Eukaryota; Metazoa; Chordata; Actinopteri; Perciformes; Bathydraconidae. The record is from RefSeq and is a predicted model, not a curated record. The transcript is spliced from 12 exons.